Messenger RNA from Cherax quadricarinatus, 3789 nucleotides. RefSeq lists its product as uncharacterized. Lineage: Eukaryota; Metazoa; Arthropoda; Malacostraca; Decapoda; Parastacidae. The record is from RefSeq and is a predicted model, not a curated record.
UGCAUAAUAUAUGUACCCAAUAUAUCAGUUAUGAUAGGAUAACUAGACCUUCCUAAGGAGAUUGUGUCGCCGUUGGCAGUGGCGAAGCUGAGUCGAGAAGCAUCGUGGGUGUUUAGUUCCUCCGUUACAAGCACAGUAAUCCACCGCCUCCCGAUGGCCCAACUAAAUUGUUUAUAUAGUCGUUGACAUAAUCUACUUAUGGCGUAAGCUUUACGUCAACUACAUAAAAAGAUGUUUAUGGGUGGUGCAAGGUGGUCGGAGGGCCUGGUGAUGGCACUCAUGCCGGUUAGUCCUCCUCUUCUGCGUGCUGAUGACCACCUUCUGUUGCGCUACUACGCUGCGAUUAUGAGAGUAGUGCGUCCUGUCUUUGUUCGGGUCCUGCAACUCUUCACUAACAACAGGAAAACCUUCAAGGAGCUUCUCUUUGAGCUUCCGGAUUACUCCAACAGACAAUACAAAAAUGACUUCAGCAAAGAAGAGAGACAAAAGCUGGAUAAUAAUGCUUCUAGUAACACUUUUGAUAUAACAUUGCUGUUCUUGUUGCUGCAGCGUGUGUGUGGCCUUCCCAGCAUUAACCAUCAAAAUUGGUCCACGCCGGAUACACUGGAAAACAAUUUAAAAAGACUGAAAAAUCAUAGGAAUGAUUUAGCUCAUGAAGACCUAGCAUUUUCUCCCGAUGAUCUGCAACGUUGUUUGUCUAACAUAGAGGACCUUUGUCGUGAGGUGUUGAAGGAAACUGGCCGUAGAUGCCAAUGUACUGUGAUAGAUGAUAUUCGGGUGAUGGAAGAAAGUUUAGAGGAGAUAUUAACGGGAGGUAUAGAUCUUUGGCAACCUUACAGAGAGGCGCUUUAUAAUCUACAGAAGGAACAUUGCAACUUAUUGAUAAGAGAAGGUAGAAAAGAAAUGAAGGAAUUGUCAAAGAAACAUCGCAUUCUUAACCCAUUUGUGUGGCUGCUAGAAGACAGAUUUGCUCACUUGGAUGUUGGUCACAUAUUUACAAAUUUAUACAUAGAGGGGCAGAGGGAGGUCAGUACACGUGACAUUUUCACUAUACCUCUUAAUUCAGGAAAAUAUCCUGAUGUGUUAAUAAUGGUUGGACCACCGGGUAUAGGGAAAACGAGCCUGACAAAAUUUUGUUUACAUGACUGGCUGUCAACUUCUUCUUCUAUCUGUGGGAUGGAUAAUUAUGAUAUUGUACUGCUAGUGGAAUUAAGACAUGUUACAAGUGAAAAUAUCCAGGACCUAGUGUGUGAAGAGCUCCUUCCGCGAACAUGUCUUCAGUUGGAGCGCGAAGAUGUUCUGACAUCACUGAGGCAAGUGUCAACUCUCUGGCUUCUGGAUGGCUAUGAUGAAGCUACUAACAAAACGAAAGAUUUAGUUAAGGAAAUUAUGAAAAAAUUUCACAACUCUCAAAUCAUGAUAACUUCUCGGCCUGACAAUGCCAAUGACCUUCAUCUGUUAAUUAAUGAGGUACAUCUUAGUAACACGUUGUAUCAGCUGAGAGGAUUAUCUCCAACUAUGUGGAAUGUUUAUGCUGAAAAACUGUUUUCUGUGUCUGUAGCAGAUGAAGACAUCCGCCGGUAUUCUUGCGAGAAAUUUAUUAAAUUUCUGAAAGAGAAAGAACAAGAUAUGUUUGAAAUAUUUAGUGUACCUUUGUUCGUGGUGAUGCUGGUGGUGCUAUGGCUGGAGAGUCCAGCAGAAGUUACCGGAGCCACCACAGUCACCAGACUCUACCACAUCCUCAUCAACCUCAUCGUCAACAGGAUGACCAGACGCCCCCAGCUGACAGCUUUAGGAUUCACUCAAAGCCAACUUCAGCGCAAGAUAAAUAAUUUUCUUAAUUUACUCGGCAAAAUGUUCUGGGAAAAUUCAAAAAUGCUUAUAUUUGUUCUUCUGAGUGAUCAAAUUAAACAAAUAGAAGAACUGUGUGAGAAUUCUGGGUUGCCGUUCAGGGAAUGCAUGUCACCAUUCUUCCUGGUGAUAGUGAAGGCAACAACUACUGGGACAACUGAAGAAUAUCAUCCACUUCACCGGACAGUGCAAGAGUUCCUCGCUGCUCGAGCAUUUUGCAACUGCAUGAUAACUCAAGGUUGUGAUGUGCUUACCCUCGCUGCUCAGUGGAUGCUAAAGCACAGGGAAAAUCCAUACCAACAAAUGUCUUAUGAAAAUGAGUCUUGCAAUAAAAACGACCAGUAAAACAAAUUUUGUUAUGGAGAAACUCCAUGAAGGAAGUGAUGACCUCUAUGACGAUUACCACUUUGUGUCCACAAAUUUUUCUUCGGUAAAUUGCUUUUGCUCAUUAUUCAUGGAUUUAUUUAGUGAGAUUAAUGAUCCUGGCGAGUUUGAGAGGGAAUUCUGCAGCCACUAUUUUUUAAAUAUGACAUCUGGUAGCUUGUUGAUCCCAUUUGUAUGUGGAUAUCUCAAAAUGAAUGAUGCAUUAACGCGGUCUAGGGCAGAACAAAUGAUAUAUGUCGCUAUUUGUGGUCAAUAUAAAAUUAGGCAAUAUUCUCUUUGGAUGAAGCUUAUUCAUGAAACUGAGGAAGAUAAAGAAUUUAUUCAGGAGUUAAAUUCACAAUUAUUCUCUUACCAGUGGAAUCCUAGUCCAUUAGAGCUAUCAACAUUGGCAAAACUCUUAGAGUUUAUUACCCCAGAGUCAGUCCACGUUCAUCUCUGUCGUUUAGAUGACUACAGUAAUAAUAAGACAUUUAUUGAUGAACUUCGUAUACUUGCCAGAUUUCCAAUUAGAAUUUCUCUCGAUUUGCAAAAUUCAAUGUUGUCGAAUAUGAGACGCUUCUUAAUAUAUGCUCAAGAGUGUUUGGCAGUACUGUUGGACCCAAGAGCCUCUUGCCACCUAACUGCUCUGUGUUGCCCACUAAACAAGGAAAGUUUAUCACUGUUGCGUCAUGCUCAACACCUUGAAGAUCUGUAUGUGAGGGUCGACAACCUGGAAGAUCUGCAAACUUUAGCUCAGAUUACAGACAGUCUCCAGAACCUUCAGAACCUAUCAGCUUUCAUAAAUUUUACUUUACUAAAUAUUCGUGUCAAAAUGCUUCCAACAUUUAGAUUAAAACAACACAUUCAGCAGAAUCAUAAUUUUGCGGACUUUGAAAGUACUUAUAUAGAAAUGCUUGGACAAGAUACUUUUCCAGAAUAUGAUCUCAUAUACCUCAAGCCUCACAAAUGCCCGCCACCCAAGGUUCCAAGUCAUAAACUGUUGCAUAGAUUCUCGAAGAAAAAGACAAUGAAGAAGAGAAGAAAAAUGAAUCAUUUGCGCGAGCCAACAAUAACAGUUAUUCCAUAUCCCACUCACGAUAUCCCUCCUCACCUUUAUGAGUCAUAUCAGAGGAUGUGGAACAUGCCGUCUGCCCACUGCCACUCCCAGUGUGCUGAACGUCAAUAUGAUCCAGAUUUGUGCAAUGACAAGUGCGCUCACAGAAGCUUCCCUCCUCCAGAGCAAACAAAGCAGGAGUGGUUUGACUGUCACAAAGCAAUAAGCUACCAUCAUGUAUGCCUUAAAAAGUUGAGAUCAUUUUAUAAAAUAAUGUGGAAAAUAAUAGUUCAAAAAUACAAACCCAAGAGACAUAUGUACACAAAAUAUUAUGACUCGUAUAUUAAAGCUUUUUGUUAUCAAAUGAAGGAUGAGCAGUUCCGUGAGAGUAUACAUGAUAUAUUUAUUGACUCACUUGAGGUGUGUGAAUUACUUUUGUUUGAACACAAAGUAUGCAUCCAGAAACACCGAAAACAUCUGACACACUUAAGGGAACCUAAAAAUCCAGUUUCUUCUGUUCA